Messenger RNA from Coffea arabica (coffee), 1639 nucleotides. RefSeq names its product protein S-acyltransferase 11. Lineage: Eukaryota; Viridiplantae; Streptophyta; Magnoliopsida; Gentianales; Rubiaceae. Gene Ontology annotation, molecular function: palmitoyltransferase activity. The record is from RefSeq and is a predicted model, not a curated record.
CCCUUCUCCAGCGUCGUUCCAAACGCAAUCUUCGUCAUCCCCGCAAAGGCAAAACCACCUUGGCUGGCUGGUCGCCCUCCUCUCUUCUCCACCAUCCUCCUCAUCCUGCUUCUUUUCUUUUUAAUUUCUGGGCUCAUCUUCUUAUGCCUAAUACUGCUAAUCAAUUGCAGAGGCUGGCCAUUUGAUUGAUGCCCGCCAUUGAAUGAUUUUGUUUUGUUCCACCACUGCUAUAUCAAAUCAAUAUGUAUUUAGAUAAAUGUACGUAGGAAUCAGAUAAGAGUUGGGUGUUAACGAAAACAAAGAAAAGAAUGGAUUUUGUGGGCUCCCCCUCUCCCUCUUCCGCCUCAACUUCUGCACCAAACGAUGUCACUUCUCAGGAGCAUUAUGUGACAUCAAUUGAGGCAGAUCACGAGACAACGUGUUGGGGCUGUGGAGUCCGUCUUCUUGUUUCACCUCAUGCACCUGUUUUCAAAUGUGGCUGGUGUGGAGCAAUAACUAACAGAAAUGCAUUGAAAAAUAAUAACCAGUACUAUAAGUGGAGACGUUUGCGAGAUCGUUGCUUUGUUGUUUUCGUCCUUUUGUUCAUGCUUUUUAUAAUAUGUGGUGGCAUCUGGGCAGUCUAUCCUGUUGUUUUCUCAAUCAGUUUUUUCUGGGGAAUUUUCCACUCCACAAUAACUCUAAUACUAUCUGUAUCUACAUUAUCUUCGUUUGGCCUAGCAUCAUUUCUGUCUCCUGGUGUUCCACCAAGGAUAUUGUGGGGUAGCUACCCAGCAGUAGGAAAAGGUGGACUUGAGAACUAUACCUUUUGUCACCACUGUUCAAAGCCUAAGUCAUCAAGGACGCACCAUUGCAGUUCGUGCGGAAUGUGUGUAUUAGACAUGGAUCAUCACUGCCCAUUUAUUGGAAACUGUGUUGGUGCAGCUAAUCACCGGUGCUUCAUCAUCUUCCUCAUUUCAGCUGUAAUGAGUACAAUCUAUGUCUCAACUAUAUCUUUUUAUGCGGCACUUCAUGUCUGGCCACCAGUAAAUUAUGUGGCCAAUCAACCUCUAAACAGGCUUCUUUCUUAUGAGGUCACCUUGAACUUCUUGAAAGAAUCUGCUUUUGCAUUGCUGAGAUCUGCUGUCUUUCUUACACCAAGAGGGCGUGUUCUGGUUUACCUUUUCAUCGCUAGUGUCUCGGUGGGGAUUGGUUUAAGCGUACUCUUGUGGCAACAGCUCUCCUACGUAUAUAGAGGGAAGACUUACUUAAGUCAAUUAAAUGCUUCAGAGGGUGACGGUGGGGAAAGGGAUUGCAAAAAUUUAAUCAACUUUUUUGGUUGUCAGUAUAUUGCAGCGAGAUAUUUCCCUAGUUUUUGGAACUCAAGGAAGACUCACGAGAAGUAAGCACGAAGAGGGAGCCAAAAUCAAGAUUCUGACAUGCAAGAUUGCGGACUUCAGGGAUUUAUGUAGCUGCUCUUCUACUUUUGAUAGGAAAAUUUUGGAAGCUUCCACUCGUUAUAGUUAUUACUGUAGUUCGUUGUUCACUGGCUUUUAGAUGUGAGCUGGUAAUGAAUUUUGCAUCACGUCUGCCACAUUUUUCCUUGUACUAUUUUGUUUGGAAAAAACUUGUGUCUGCGAGGUUAAAUUGAAGUUGGAUCUCA